AUGUCGACCCCCUAUGAAAUGAGCAACCUGUUUCCUCAGAACUUCACCUCUUCAAUCUCGGCCCAAUCUGUCCCGAGCUCCACCUUAGGCGUCCCAAGACAUGUUUUUGCAGGAGAUGUUUGGUUGCCUGGCCAACCUAGAGACAGCCUUGCAGUCGGCAGCAUGGAGGCUGAUCCAGCCGAAAGCGCUGCCUUUGCAGUCUUCUCCAACGCCACUUUUGCCACACAUGGCAGCCUUAACUCCAACUACCAUGGCUACGGCAUGGCAACACCGACGACUCAGAGCUCAAUGCUAACAACUAGCUGGGAUGAUGCUAAAAAAAAUACUGCUGUUAUUGCUUUCAUUUUCUCCCUGUACGCCAUAGUCUUCUUCCUAGGCCUGCCCGGCAACAUUCUCGUGGUACAUGUGGUGCUACGUACCAAGGCAAUGCAGACGAUUACAAACCUCUUCAUAACAAAUCUGGCCAUUUCCGACAUUCUCAUGACUCUGGUGGCCACUCCCUUCACGCCGUUCGCCCUCUACGUCGACAGCUGGACGUUGCCAGAUGCACUCUGCAAACUCUUGCCCACCACAAUGGGCGUUUCGGUCUAUGUCUCUACUCUUACCUCGACGGCGAUCGCUGUCGACCGGUACUUUGUGAUUGUCCACCCUUUUGUUUUGCGCAUGAAAAAGUGGCUUUGUCUUAUAAUCAUAAUUACGGUAUGGACAAUCGCCAUCCUCAUCUCGAUGCCAUUAGCUGUCUAUCAACAGAAGAACUUUGAUCCAAUCAAAAACAUCACCUCGUGUCAAGAGCGCUGGCCCAGAGAGGCGGCUCGUGAGGUCUUCACGAUUGUCAGCUUCGUGCUUCAAUUCGUGGUGCCCUGCAGCAUCAUCUCCGUGUGCUACCUGAAGGUGAGCCAGAUCCUGCGAAUGCGAUGUAUCGUCAAGAUUGGAAGUGGAGUCAAGAGCCGGUAUCAGGGCGAGCAGGAGAUCCGUCGGAAACGGCGAACCAACACAAUGCUGAUCGCAAUGGUGAUCAUAUUCGUGGUAUGCUGGAUCCCCUUGAAUGUGCACUGGAUCGUGACGGAUGUGAUCAACGAUGGUCAGAUUAACGGGGUUCGCAGAAACAAAUACUUUACACUAAUCUUUUUCGUCUGCCAUUUGUUGGCCAUGAGCAGUGCAGUUUACAACCCCUUCCUCUACGCUUGGAUGAACGAAAACUUUCGCAAGGAAUUUCGUCGUAUCUUGCCCUGCCUAUUUCGACAUCUUCGUCCAGCCUCACACACCUCCGUUCAACUCGCCGGCACUCUCAUGACGACAGAGUGGAGCACCGCUGAACGCAGUGGCAUUCUGGUACGGAAACAGUCGGGAGUCCCGAAUGUAUGCGGAAACGCCACGAUAUCCUCACCCAAUCGGGAGCACCGCCCGUCGAUACGACUUCGCACUUCGGACAUCCGAUUAUCGGUUUCUGAGGCCAAGCCGAGCCUUGACGACUCCAAAGUGGCGGCCAUCCGUGACCCGGCCAGUAACUCCGGCAGCUGUAGCAACAGUCUCUCGCUGGCAGUGCUCUGUAGAAAGGCGGGCCAGGCCGAAGAGGCGAAACGACGGCAGCAUGAAGCUCUCAAACGUCAGGAGGAGCUA
Protopolystoma xenopodis is the source of this 1620-nucleotide messenger RNA. The record is from the annotation of a GenBank genome assembly. NCBI's taxonomy places the organism in Eukaryota, Metazoa, Platyhelminthes, Monogenea, Polystomatidea, Polystomatidae.